This is a messenger RNA of Neopelma chrysocephalum (saffron-crested tyrant-manakin), 924 nucleotides long. It is a transcript of the gene TERB2, whose product is annotated as telomere repeat binding bouquet formation protein 2. Gene Ontology annotation, biological process: homologous chromosome pairing at meiosis; meiotic attachment of telomere to nuclear envelope. The record is from RefSeq and is a predicted model, not a curated record. Bases 68 to 742 code for a protein of 224 amino acids. Gene Ontology annotation, cellular component: nuclear inner membrane. NCBI's taxonomy places the organism in Eukaryota, Metazoa, Chordata, Aves, Passeriformes, Pipridae. The transcript has 7 exons.
CCUCAGGGCGUUCCCCCCUCCCCUCAGGGCUGUUCCACCUCCCCUCAGGGCUUGUUCCGAGGCCGCGAUGUUCCGAGGACGCCGCGCCUGGUUCUCGCAGAGCGUCAGCCCCGGCCCGCGGGGGCUCUGGGUGACCGGAGGAGGAGCACUGACCGACUGGCUGGAUGCCGAGUACCUCUUCAGCAGCGAUGCCACCCACCCCGACACCCGCAGCAUACACGAGAGCCUCAGAUACUUGGAGGGCAGAGCCACAGUCUUUCACUCCCGUUACCUCUCAGCAUGUGAGCGCGCUGGCACCACUGAGAAGCCUUCAGUGGUUCUGGGCCACUUCAUCCUGCCCCCUGCUUGCCUGCAAGAAGAAAUCAGAAGGAAAAUCGGCUGUUUUAUUUGGGAGCAGGUGGAUGUCCUUGAAGAAAAGCCCAAGGGAAAUCCAACAGAGGAAGCAGAGGCGGCAAGAAAUGGCUGCGAGGAAGAACCUGAGGGGGAAGCGCUAGACCUGGACAAGAGCAGCGAAGAAACAGGCUCUGAAGUACCUUCCCAGGGGGAAUUUCCAUACCGUGCCCUCCAGAAAUACCCAGUGAAUAACAUGGUGACAGGCUACACCUCCUCCCGGGACAUGAAGAAAUAUGAAGGGGAGCUCCACGACUUCAUCCCCGGCAUGUCAGGGUACACGGCCUACUGGGUUCAAACCAAAAUUAGCAUUUACUGUGAGAGGAAGACCAAAAUGAAGAGGAAAUUGUAAUGCAUAGGUGGCUGGAGCAGCAAAAACCUCCCAAUUUAAGAGCUGCCAGAGAGGAUUUAUAAAUUAUCCGACUGCAGCUCAACAUGUUCAAUGUGUAUUUAAACACUUGCUAAAUUUACUGCAAAUAUUUUAAGUAACUACCUAAAUUUCAUAACAAACACAAAUACAGACAUUUCUCUCCA